UGUAUGAGCUGAUUAACUGAGGAUCUGUGAAGGGAGGGGGAGCAGGGCUGUGACAAGGCUAAAGACAAGAGCUUCUAAAAACACAUGACAUGAGAUGAAAACAAAAAUAAAACUAAAACUUGACCUAAAACUAUAACACAGCUUGAUUAAACUGGGAGCAGAUAUCAACAAGGUCUGCCUUGCAAUUUUAAUAAAAAGAUGCAACAGUCUGGGAACGCUCCUCUGCACCUGGCUAUWGUGGCGAUGGCAACGAAGACCUGUAAAAGUUCCCAGGAUGAUGUUUGCUGCAUCUCUGAGCUCCUUCAGCACGGAGCAAAGCCGGACUUGGUGAACAAGGCUGGACUAUCUCCUCUGCACCAGGCGUGCAGCAUGGCUAAAGAGGAGCUGGUGGAUCUGCUGCUGACACACGGGGCCGACGUCAACAAGKAGAGCCAAGCUGGGGAGAGCUGCCUGUUCCUGUUCCUGAGRCACAAACCAAAUGUGAAGAAUCACAUGCUGCUGAUCAAACUCCUCAGCCUGACCUCCCCGCUCACGCUCUACAACCAGAACGGCUGCUUACCUUCAACCUUGACUCAACCAUAAACGAGACCAACUUUUAAAACUAAUGCGACAGCCGAGAACACUUCAGCACAUUUGCAAGAGUAACAUUUACCUGAAAUACGUCGGUGAAAGGAAAGAGGACUUAAGCAAAGUCUUGCCUGAAAGUCUCUUUGAGUUUGUCUUCAAUCGCUGGGAGGUUGAGGACAUCUSUUUUGUGCAUGACAGUCAGUGUGAAGCUACACCUCAAGCUUAGGCUGAAAUAAUAAAAUGAAUGUUACCUUCAGGUCUCUGUGCAUGAUGCCUCUGGAAUGAAUGUACUCCACUCCUUCAAGUAUGUUUUUCAGCAACCUUAGUGUGUGUUCGCUAUCAACACAGUCAUAUGGAGCUG
Austrofundulus limnaeus is the source of this 928-nucleotide messenger RNA. Its product is annotated as ankyrin repeat domain-containing protein 61. The transcript has 2 exons. Gene Ontology annotation, molecular function: protein binding. The record is from RefSeq and is a predicted model, not a curated record. NCBI's taxonomy places the organism in Eukaryota, Metazoa, Chordata, Actinopteri, Cyprinodontiformes, Rivulidae. Bases 199 to 582 code for a protein of 127 amino acids.